AUGGGCCUACUGAAUUCAGCUGACAAGGAAAAGAUCAAGCGAGCGCUUCCCAAGAGCUCCAACAAGAUAGUAGAUGUCACCGUUGCACGAUUGUACAUUGCAUACCCCAACCCACAAGAGUGGACAUACACCGGCCUUUCGGGUGCCGUGGCACUAGUGGACGACGUUGUGGGCCACACGUUCUUCCUGAAGCUGAUCGACAUCCAGGGACAUCGCGGCGUGCUGUGGGAUCAGGAGCUUUACGUCGGCUUCGAAUACAAUCAGGACCGCACUUUUUUCCAUACGUUUGAGCUCGAGGACUGUCUCGCGGGGCUUCUCUUCGAAAACCUGGACGAAGCGUCGCACUUCCUCAAGCGCGUCAACAAGCGCGAGAAAUACGGCUCCAAGAAGACGCUCUCCAACAAAAACGCAAUCGCGUUGACCAAAAAGCUGACGCAGGAGCAGGAGAGCCAUAUUGUCCACGGCCCCCGUGGAGAGUCUCUCAUUAGCGACCAAAGGCAGCGGUACAACAUCCAGGACGCCGCGCCCAUGCCUAGUACAAAGAAAAAGGCUCCUCCUCCGCCUCCGCCUUCUAGCUUCUCCAGCCAGCCCACGCAGUCGCCUUUCAGUGCUGCGGGUGAACAAGAAACCGAUAGUGAUUUCGCAAGUUUGGCCACAUCAGUCUCCAGCACGCCAGCACCUCCACCGCCUGCUGGACCGCCUGAAAUUCCUCUCACAAUUCCUCCUGCCCCAGCUGCCCCAGCUCCAGCGCCGGUCGCACCCGCACCCGCUACUCCGGCUCCGCAACACUCAAGAACUAACCCGUUCCCCUCGCCGACCCCACAGAGCCCCGGGAACACCCCUAACACGCAUUCCUCUAAUCCAUUUCCAAUUCCCACCCCACAGGGCGCCCAAAACACAAAAUCUUCUAAUCCGUUCCCAUUCCCCAUUCCUCAGGCGCCGCAGGGCUUUACCCCGCCUCCACCGCUACCGCAAGCGAGUCGGCCAUCGCAGGCCCCACCGCUGCCACAAGCAAACAGGCCAUCACACCCCGCACCCCCAUCUUACAACUCUCGCCCACUUCCUAGUGUGCCACCAAGGGCGAAUGCUCCCCCAGCACCCCCUCCAAGAAGGGGAGGCGCCCCACCACCUCCACCACCCAGAGCUGUCUCACACGCUACAGGGUCCUCCAUGCCGCCUGCUCCGCCUUCGCGUAAUUUCUCUGGUGGUCGCCCCGGUCCACCCCCACCACCAAGGCGAGGCGCCGCUCCUCCUCCGCCUCCCAGAUCGAUGCGGGUCUCGUCAACUCCCGCACCCCCACAACCACCCACCUCCUUCUCUUCUCCGCCACCAAUGCAUACGUUCCCAGGGCAGCAAACUACCGCACCCACUACUGCGGCAAUACCGCCACCACCACCGCUCUCGAUGCAAAUGGCCCCUCAGCAGAUGCCCGCCAUGCAUCAGGCAGCGCCUACUGGAGGUGCCAUUCCGCCAGCGCCGCCAGCACCACCCAUGCCGCCACAACAGCCUUCGUCACAGACAGCUUUUGGUGGCAGUUCGGGCUCUGCUCCACCUCCACCACCACCGCCUCCUGCUAUGCCUACCUCAAACCAGGCAGCGGCAGCGCCCCCACCACCUCCUCCUUUCCUCGCCCAACAACAACCUGCUAGCCAAUCCCAGGGUAAUGGUUUCACUGAGGCUACCGGUGACACAGGAAGAGAUGCGCUACUUGCCUCCAUUAGAGGCGCGGGUGGCAUCUCAGCUCUCCGUAAAACUGACAAGUCACAACUAGAGAAGCCAUCGACUUUGCUGCAAGAGGCGCGCGGCGAGCCGGUGGCACCGACCUCGACAGGCAACUCCGCGGGUCCAGCUAAUGGAGGGGGCGGCCCAUCAUCUUUGGCGGAUGCGCUAGCCGCGGCAUUGAACCAGCGGAAGAGUAAGGUGGCGCGCGACGACGACGAUUACGACAACGGUGACGACUGGUAA
Molecule: messenger RNA, 1965 nt
Organism: Lachancea thermotolerans CBS 6340
Lineage: Eukaryota; Fungi; Ascomycota; Saccharomycetes; Saccharomycetales; Saccharomycetaceae
Gene: LAS17
Product: actin-binding protein LAS17
Exons: 1
Coding region: 1-1965 (654 amino acids)
Molecular function (GO): actin binding
Source: RefSeq, a predicted model, not a curated record